Gasterosteus aculeatus aculeatus (three-spined stickleback) is the source of this 2760-nucleotide messenger RNA. Lineage: Eukaryota; Metazoa; Chordata; Actinopteri; Perciformes; Gasterosteidae. The record is from RefSeq and is a predicted model, not a curated record.
GACGGCAGCCGGUAUCAAUGGAGCCCCUGCUAACUGCUGGUCUGAGGGCUGCGCUCGUCUUCAUCCUCCUCCUCUCUGCGGGUACAAGUGAACAUGAUCUAUACCUGAGUUUUUGUGGGACUUGGCGCCAUGACAGCGGCGCCCUGAGCCUAAUCGUCAACCUCUCCACGGGCUGCAGUGAGAUCUCCAUCUCAGCGGGGCAGAGCUCCUUGUCCAUCGACGGGCAGAUCACGGCUGGGUGCAGCCGGUCCGAAGUGAUUCCCCUCAAGCAGCUGGGCCUCGAGUCCCAGGAGGAGACUCGCUUCUGUCUGUACUGGGAGCCACUGCUGGACCAGUUGAAGCUGCAGGUGGGAGGGAAGAACCUGAGUCUGUGCUGGCCCAGAAGUGUGCAGGGCCUCUGCUGCACCGAUCUGUCCAACAGCGGCAAGGCACCCGUGGCAAUCUAUGGCAUCACCGAUGGAACCAUCAAGAACGAUUUGUUCACGCACGAAACGCUGGAAGCAUACAAGUUCAUAGGAGAGUCCACCGACUGCAAAUCAUUGUGUGACCAACAGAGCCGGGGAUCCACCCACAUCAACGUGGAGCCGGCUGUAGGGAAUGUGGAGCAUCUGUGUGCUCACAGCUCUGAGGUGGACAUGAAGGAGGGUUUCAGAGGCCACAACGUCACAGCGGCUGCCACUAAAGGUGUACCGGCAGAGUCCAGUACCACCGUCCACCUGCCCCCCGCUCUGAAGACAGCUGCCACAAAGACCAGCAAGGUCGUCUGCACUUUCUUCAACAACAACUCCCUGUUCCAGGAGGGUCACAAGGAGAACAGGCUUUUCAACGAAGUGGUGGCAAUCACCGUGGAGAACGAGGUCAUCGCUAAUCUGUCUGAGCCAAUCACGAUUGACUUUCACCACGAUGUCAUACCUCAACUCCAUUCAAAGAAAUGUGUGUCCUGGGACACCAGGAAAGAUCCGUUGCAGGUGAAUUGGUUGGCUGACGGAUGUGAGACGCGACAGAAAGGAGCGAAACACACCGAGUGUCUCUGCAACCAUCUGACUUACUUCUCUGUGCUGGUGCAAAUGGAGCCUCGCCCAGUGCGCCACCUCCUGGCCCUCACCGCCAUCACAUCUCUGGGCUGUGCUGUGUCUGUAAUCAGCUGUGUCGCUGUCUUCAUUUUCCUCUGCAGGAAGAGCAGGCGGUGCAAGGAGCAGUCCAUUCCCAUCCACAUGGGCUUAGCCGUGUCUCUCGGCCUCCUCAACCUGCUCUUCUUCUUCACCGGGGUCCUGGCCAACGUGGGAGGGGAGAGGCUGUGUGUCUGGGUGGGGGCGGGCCUCCACUACACGCUGCUCAGUUCCUUUACCUGGAUGGGCGUGGAGGUGUUCCACACCUUCUGGAUGGUCCACGUGGUUUUCAGCCCCUCCCCGAAGGCCUGUGUGUGGAACCUGGUCGGCUUCGCUCUACCUGCACUGCCCGUAUUCAUCCUGGCUGCCGUGGGGGACAUUUACGGAGUGAGAGAGGUGGUGCCAAGCGAUGACGUCUCCAAUCCUUAUCGGAUGUGCUGGAUGAAAGACACCCCCAAGGCCUUGCUGGCCCACUACUUCACCAACAUGACAGCCGUGGCCGUCCUGGUGAUCUCGGGCUUAGUGAUGCUCUUCCUGGUCUACAGGAAGAUCCGCAUCAGGGACGAAUGGAGGCAGAACCGUGUGGCUUUUCUCAGCAUCUGGGGCCUCAGCUGCCUCUACGGGACAUCUUGGGGUCUGACCUUCUUGGACUUUGGACCCCUCUCUGACGUUAUCCUCUUCCUCUCCUGCGUCCUCAACGCUUUUCAAGGUUUCUUCCUGAUGCUGCGGUUCUACAUGCUGGCCUGGAUGCGGAAGCAGGCCGGCGGCUCGGCUCUGGGCAGCACCAGCACCGGCUCCACCCGCCAGCACAUGCUACAGGCCCCGGAGAAGAGCUAGACGGGCCGCCGGCGCUGCAGCACCAAAGCUUUAAGACAUUCUUCUUAUCUGCGUAGAUGAUCGCACCCUGUGCCGGCUGAAGAGCUCUCAGUGACCCCCCACCUGUCCUCCCUCUGGCUGCUAAACGCAUGGGAGCACCACCUCAUCGAGGCACCACCUCAUCCACUUUGAUGUACUUAGUCAGCGUCUUGGGUGCAGAUGGUGUUAAAUUGUCCUUUCAAGUGUUUCCUCUAAGACAGCGGUUCCCAAACCAUUUAAGCCACGCAGCCUCUUCUACAUCCCAUCAGGGGCCCCGUUCCUCGUACGAGUUAGCUGAGAUAAUUUUCAGGAUUAGAUGACGUAGAUCAGGCUUUUCCGGAUCCUCGAGGCAGGUUUGUCUAAUUCACCAUAGCAACACAUCGAAAAAACUUGAAUCUGCACUGGUACAGGUUCAUUGAGCUUCUGUAUUAGUUCAUUGAUGAAGGAGCGAUAUCAGUUAGAUUAACGUUUUAUAAGGAGAGUUCUCCGACAUCGCAUAGACCCGUUAUGACAUCACGAUGACAUCCUGUACGAGCGCCACACGCUGCAGUCGAACAUUGACUGCAGACUGUUCUUACAUACUGUCCCACGGACUCACACACUCUCUCAUGUCUCACACACUCUCUCAUGCCUCACACACUUAUGUCUCAUGCCUUCUCUCAUACUGUACAUGUUUUUACAGUGUUGCGAUGCAGAGAACAUCUGGAAAACAUGUGGUGAAAGCAUGUCCGCUGUAUGUUGUGCUCUUAGUUCUGUUGGUUUAUUUGGCGCUUAAUAAACUUCUUUAUGUUCCAUA